AUGUCGGAGACUGAAUCGGCGGCAGUGGCAGCGGCGCCGGACCCGGCGGCUGCAGCGGAGCCGAAGCCUCGGCGGCUGCGGGGGCACAAGAAGGGCGCCGUCACCUGCUGCGUCGCCUCCUCCGCCCGCCCGGGCGUCGUCGCGUCCUCCGGCGAGGAUGGAUGUCUUUGCUGGUUUGAUCUGCGCACCAAAGAUGUACUUUUGACCAUGGAGGCAGCAAAUAAACCAAUUUCUUCAAUUUGCUUUAAACCAGGAAAUGAAGAUUGUGUGUAUAUCUCUGCUGGAAAUGAAAUAUUGUCCUUUGAUGUUCGUAUGGGAACUCAAUCAAAGCCAUUAGAGAUGUAUAACUACAAUAGAGAUGAAAUCAAUCAGAUUGCUGUCAGCUCUAAAGGUUUUCUCGCUGCUGCAGAUGAUAGUGGGGAUGUUAAGAUUGUCAAUACCAUUCAGAAGUGCAUGUAUAAAAGAUUAAGGGAAGCCCACACAAGUAUUUGCAGCAGCGUGCAAUUCAUUCCUUGGAGACCUUGGACAGCAAUUACUGGUGGCCUUGACUCAAAGCUCGUUGCAUGGGAUUUCUCCAAAGGACGAACACUGUUUUCUAUUGAUUAUGGAUCACCUGAAUUGCAAAAUGGCAGUUCUUCCGGUAGUGCAGGGCAAUGUUUCAACCCUGCUUUUGUUCAUUCAGUAGCAGUUUCUGAAGAAGGUAUUUUGGGAGGGCUCUACAAGGUUUGUGCUGUUGCAAGGGGGGAUGGUGCUGUUGAUGUGGUUGAUCUUGAGUAUGAACUGGCUCCUGCGAAAUCGAAGGGACCUCCUCGGGCAGCUAUUUCAAAAAUGAGUUCAAAAGGAGCUGAACUUGGAGAUGGGAGCUGUAAUCAAAGUCAAGCGAAAAGAAUUCAUCUUGACUACACGAUGGGUGGCCAUACCGCAGCUGUGUCUUGUGUAGCAUUUUCAGUAUUUGGUGAGAAGGGGAAGUUCCUCAUUUCUGGCGGCAAUGAUGCAUCAGUGAAGCUGUGGGAUUGGUCGAAAGGAGUUUCCUCUGAAACAAACAGCAAAGUUGAAUUGGUUUUGAAUAUUGAUGUAAAGAAAAAGGAUCUCUUGCACUCUUGGGCAACUUGUCAGUCUCAGUGGUUGCAAACACUUGUUGUACCCAUGGAAAUUGGAAACAGGAGGAAGAAGAGGAGUUCAAAGUUUUCCGUGAGACGUCGUGAUCUUGGUGUGGCUGUGCUGGACUGGAUAGCUUUCUGGAUUAGGUUGCCCAUUUGCCUUUUGCCCCUCACAAGAGCACAUGAAUUGAUAACACAUUUUUGCAGUCUUUCCCAACAAUUGCUCAGAAAGUUCUAUCUUGUGAUGAGGAGGGUAUUUCUGCAAAACUUCCAGGUCUGUGUCAUCUUCCAUUUGCAUGUGGUCAGGAAGUGGAUAGAAGCAGGCCUGAAACUGUCUCCGUUGGAAGACACGAACCAGGGGGUUUCUUUGGAGGAGAAUGAAGAGGAGAGAAAUGGGAGGCUUGCUCUUGCCGCAUCACCAAACCUUUCCAAAUUCUUUGCAAGCUGCCAUCCCGUGAUCUCUCUCUUCACAAAGGUGACCGCAAAAACCUUCAUUACUUCACAGUUGCACCUGACUGAAGCUGCAGUGAACUGCACGCUGUCGCAAAAUGGAACUGAGAGUUCAGCAAUGUAUCUUGACGCAGUCACUGAACUUGCAGGUGUGCACCUCUUCUGUUCUCCGCGGCAAGGCUUUCCACGCUCAUUUUGGUCGGCCAUCAUCAGAUCGGAAGCCAACGGCAACGGCGUGGCGUCGCCAGACAUGGUCAGCAAGCAUAGCAAGGAGGAGCUCAUUGCUUUCUUCAGAGACAUUCAGCCCUCCAUUGCCGAGAGCUCGCCUAAAGCUUCCAAGAGGACGAGGAAGCAGCCACCUGAUCCGUUAAAAGAGGUCCACAGGAGGGAGCAGUCACACGGUAUGUCCAAGCCGAACUAA
Miscanthus lutarioriparius is the source of this 1971-nucleotide messenger RNA. NCBI's taxonomy places the organism in Eukaryota, Viridiplantae, Streptophyta, Magnoliopsida, Poales, Poaceae. The record is from the annotation of a GenBank genome assembly.